Molecule: messenger RNA, 1685 nt
Organism: Gymnogyps californianus (California condor)
Lineage: Eukaryota; Metazoa; Chordata; Aves; Accipitriformes; Cathartidae
Gene: CENPK
Product: centromere protein K
Exons: 10
Coding region: 41-859 (272 amino acids)
Biological process (GO): mitotic sister chromatid segregation; kinetochore assembly
Cellular component (GO): nucleus
Source: RefSeq, a predicted model, not a curated record
GACGCGGGCCGGGCAGAGCCGAGCGGAGCGCGGAGCCGCCAUGGCUGAAUAUUUACCAGAAAUCACCAAUGACUCAGUUUGUCCUGUAGAUGCCAAGGAAGAACUCUUGGAUGAAUGUGAGAGUAUUUGGAAGCAGAUGGAAGAGUGUCAGAACAAGCUAAUGCUUCUAGGAACGGGAACACUGCUAAAAUCAGAUGUCAAGCUUUCCUUGUUAAUGAUGCGAGUGAAAGCUUUAACAGCGGAAUAUAAUCAAUGGCAAAAAAGAAGUCCUGAAAUAAGUUCUGCCAAUCCAGAUGUACUGUUAGCAUUAGGAAAAGAAGAGUUGCAGAAAGUAAAGAAUGAUCUUCAAAUGAUGCUGUCAACAGUUCAAUCAAAGAAUAAACAACUGGAAGAUGAUCUGAAAAGAGAACAGCAGUGGCAUGAGGAACAGGAGCAGAUACUAGACAUUCUUAAUGGAAUUGAAGAAGAGACAAAAACCCAAGUUGAACAACUUUCCAAAAAAAGUUGGAAUACUAGAGCAUUUAAUGAACUGCAAAAUAAAGUGUUGAAAAUAAAGAUAUAUAAGGAAGAACUCUUGAAUGCUCUGGGUGAAUUCCUAGAAGAACAUUUUCCCCUUCCAGAGAAAGGUGGAAAUGCUAAAAAGAAGAAUUCUUCUGAAGAGCCAGCUGUAGAACUGAUAACGCUGCGUGAAAUUUUAGAGAUUCUUGUACACAAAUUAAUGAGCACACCACAUGAACCCUAUGUAACAAUCAAUGACUCAUUUUGGCCACCUUAUAUUGAGCUGCUGCUGCGAUAUGGAAUUGUCUUGAGACAUCCAGAAGAUCCAAACAGAAUGCGCCUAGAAGCCUUUCACAUGUAGCGUGACCUACAUGUUUACUUUAAAACAAAACAAAGCACCAGUAUUCUUACUUGGGGGCUAAGACAUGUUUUAUGAUAAGCUUUUUUAAUAUCAGCAACCUCUUCUUGCUGGAUGAUUUUAUUUUUUUUUCUUUUUUAAUAAAGCAUAUAUUUGUUCAGAGUGUGAAAUAUGAAAAAAGACAAAAAUUUCUACUGUAACUGCUCACAGUUACAGUUGGCUUUCAGUUUUAUGGCAAGUGAUGCCAAGAUUUGCAUUGUGCAGGGUUUUUUCAGCUGCUUUAAGGUGCAAAUUCAGGUAAUAGACAAAGUAAAUAUGUUUAACAGUCUUUUUUACUUUAAAAAUCAUACUUUAUACAUGACUCUUCUCUUCUAUGUUAAUUUCUUAGAUUGCUUUAGCUCUUCUCAAUUUCCUUUAGUAUUUUGUUGUACUCUGUAGAGGCAAAAUUUGAAAUAACUCAGCUCCUCCUGUACGUGACCUUGCAAACAUUUGGAACUAACAGUGAAGUAUCAUGUCAAGAAUGUGUUUUCGUUUGUUUGUUGGGGGUUUUUUUCCAGAGUCUUUGAAAACAAGUUUAUUGGCUUUAAGAUAAACACUUAGGAAAGCUGACACAUCUUUCUGUGCAAAGGGCUGCAGAUGUUGAGUGUGCAACUCUACAACUGCAUGCUUCCUAAACAGCCCAUAUUGUGUUAUGCUAUAUCACUUAACAGUAUCUGUCUUCACUUUUUCAGAUCUAAUUUAUCAAGGCUUAUAACAGAUUUCUGUUCUGUUGAUUUCUACAGUUUCAAGUUAUGCCAAUUGACAGUUACCUUCUGAAUAAAUGCUGGCA